CCUUUCCAUUCAAGAACGCAUGCGCUUUGUGUUUACAAGUUUCAGUAUAGCUGAAAAAUGGCGACGGUAAAGUCAUUGGAAGAUAUGCUCUCUUCCGAAGUGGAUGAGUCAGAUGUCGCUGCUCUUGUAGGUUCAUUAGAAUCCCAGUUAUCAUCAUCAAGCAUCCAAAUAUCUAGUCAAGGUGUAAAUACUUCAUCAGUAACUGUAAAUCAUGUAAAUAAUUCAAGUUUAGUCGAUUGUAAUGUCACUCGAUUGCUUGACGGAGCAAAACAAGGGGUCAUAGCUGCAAGCCCCGCUGUAUCUUUAAUCAAUGUUGGUAAAUCAACCAUAGUAUCAACUCCUGUUGCAGAUGCUAAUGCAGCGUCUGUUGCAUCCACUUCUAGUAAUGUUAUUGUUACAUUGCCUGGUGCGUUACCAGCCAGUGGUUACAUUACACAGGUUACAGGACCACCACAACAAACAUUUUUCACUCCUGUUGUCAGUGUAAGCAGGCAGUCGAACACUCCAGAAAUAAAAAGUCCAUUUUCAACUCAAUCUCAAGUCAACCCCACGUGCACGAUCAACACCCGUAGCAAGACUGCAGCUGCCUCAGUGCCCAAUGGUGGCACAGUUAAUCUACUCGGUGUUAGGCAAGCUUCAAUGGGUGCAAUCUAUGAUCUUGCAAAUGUUGCUUCGCAGCAAUCCCCCAUGCAGACUUCCAACACCAUUAUCACAACGUCAAUUCCUACUCCUCCUCAAGUUACUAAUGGCAAACAGGUGAUUGCUGUGAAAUCUCAAGUGGAACCUAAACAACCUCUGGAAAAGGGUAAAGCUGGAGUGAAUACUCGCUCCCAGGACAUCCAGCCUACCACUGUAGUACAGCAAGUAGCGAACAAUAUUGUGCAAGUCACAACUAACCCUACUGUUGUGUCCAAAAGCCAUGUUACAUCUAGUCAAGCAGUUAGUGUGGUGUCGCAGGUUGUGUCCAAUCCAAGCAUCUUGACUCCUGGUGUUCAGAUCAUGAACGUGGGUCCUAGACUUGGCUUAGCUGCUGGUCAAAAAACACUUGCUCCUCGCGUAGUCCUAGCCACAAAUCCUAUUAGGAUUGCUCCUCAGAUACUCACAGCACGUGCCGGAGUAUCUGGACAGGGGACUAUUACGCUUUCUCCUGGAAUGGUGAGGGGAGCUGUUAUCCUGAAGGCUGAAAAUGGUCAGUUACAAGUAAUGAAUUUGGCCGGAUCAUCUGGAAGUGCAAUACCUGGAGCUACAACAUAUCGUCUUUCAUCCCUUCCGCCUGGUGCAACUGGUGUUCGAGCUGUCACUCCACAACAUAUUGUUUCAGUUCCAGUUAGUACAGGUGGAUUGAAAACAUCGGCAACUGUGACAACUACAGCUCAAACUCUUGUGGGCACAAUUCUCCAAGGAUCUACUCCUUUAUCUGGAGUUAAUUCUCGUCUUUCAAGUCCUACUACUGUUAAAAGUGGAGUUAUCAAAGUUCUCAAUAAUGUUGUGCAAACAGGAGUAAAUGGCAGUCUGACUGCACCGCUUUCUGUUCAGACAACUUCUGCCAACACUCAGCCAAAUACACCAACACAAAUGUCUCCCAACACUGCAAAACAAAAAUGCAAGAAUUUUUUAUCAACUCUGAUCAGAUUAGCAGAUGAACAACCAGCUGCUGUUGCAAAGAGUGUGCGUAAUCUAAUUCAAGGCAUAAUUGAUGGCACAAUGCAAGCAGAGGAGUUCACAUCAAAGCUACAAAAAGAGUUGAACUCAGCACCUCAGCCAUAUUUAGUUCCUUUUCUUAAAAAAAAUCUGCCUUAUUUAAGGCAUUCAUUAAUUACAAAAGAACUGACCAUUGAAGGUGUUCGACCCCCUCCACCCAGUGCCAUCAUACUUCCUCAUCCUCAUGCAUCCAACUUAACUCAUCUUCAGCUUGGACAAAAGAGGCCUCUCUUACAACCCACUACUCAAGUACGCCUUAUGACAAACUCUGGUUCACCACUCACAACGCAACUUAUCACACAAAACACAACAACUCUAAAUCAAAGAUUUGCUGGGCAACUGAGGUCUACUGUUCCUAAUAACCAAUCCAAAAGUAUAUUGGUUGGAAAAACACUUGUCGGCUCAUCUGUUGCUGCAGCCUCACCAGCGACGGUUACUGCAUUGCAAUCUAAGUUUCCUUUUACUGCAAAACCUGCAUUCAUUAGUUCUGCAAAGGACCAAGGAAAAAGAGCUUUCUCUUCUCUCAGAGAGGAUGAUGAUAUAAAUGAUGUGGCUGCAAUGGGUGGUGUUAAUUUAAUUGAGGAGAGCCAAAAAAUUCUAGCUUCCAAUGCAGAAAUAGUGGGUACACAAAUCAGAUCUUGUAAAGAUGAAAGCUUCUUAUUCUCAUCUGCUUUAGAAAAGAAAAUACGUUUAAUUGCAAGAAAACUGGGUAUUGAAGAAGUUUCUCCUGAUGUUAUCAACUUAAUAUCUCAUGCAUCUCAAACAAGGUUAAAAACAAUGAUAGAAAAAUUGAGUAUAAUUUCUGAGCAUAGAAUGGAAAACAUUAAGAAUGAUAAUAGGUAUGAAGUUGUCCAAGAUGUGAGAUCUCAAAUAAAAUUUAUAGAAGAAUUAGACAGACUGGAGAAAAGGAGGCACGAAGAGCAAGAAAGGGAAAUCCUGCUUCGAGCUGCAAAGAGCCGGUCAAAACUAGAAGAUCCUGAGCAAUUAAAGUUGAAACAGAAAGCCAAAGAAAUGCAAAGAGCUGAACUAGAAGAACUACGUCACAGAGAAGCAAAUAAUACUGCUUUGGCUGCUAUAGGACCAAGAAAAAAAGCGAAAUUAGAUAACAGUUUAUCAUCUUCAAAUCAAGGUUUAUCGAGUCAGUUUACUGGUAGCUCUAAAUUUCAGCUUCGCCCCCGUGUGAAACGAGUAAACAUGCGAGAUCUGCUGUGCCUCAUGGAGCAAGAGAAAGACACUAUUCGCAAGUCUGUGUUGUACAAAUCUUAUGCUAAGUGAGCCAUAAACAUAUCUUCCACAUAGUGCCACAUUGUGUUCUUCUUUUCAAAAUGUGUUCCAACUUUGCAUACUUAAACGCAGUUUGUGGAGAUGCAUCUUAAUCCAUCCAUUCUUUCAUUGUACAUAUGUAUUAAAGAACAGAUAAAAAAAAAUAAAAAAAACAAGACAGUAUAGUGAGAAGUAGUAAACAUUGACUUUUUCCUAAGUGGUGCUUCAAGGAAAGAAACAAAGCACUUUCUAAAUUUUAUACACACAACUAUGAAAUUUGUACAUAAUAAAUUCGGCUGUACUGCCAGAAUUUAAAUAUAUAAAAGAAUAAAUAUAUGUACAUAUAUAUUUAGAAAUAAAACUUCAUUUUGCUGUGUACAUAACUAAUGAUAAAAUUGUGAUGUUUUUAAUUUAUGAAAUUUCUUUUUCAUUCAAGUCAUCUGGAAAAAAAAAUUCUAUAGAUUUUAUGUUAAUGUAAUGAGCCAUAGUUUUUUUGUUUUUUUUUUUCUUUACUGUUAAUAUUUACUUGGACAAACUGUAGCACAAUUUUUAUUACAUUUUGUUGUUAAUAAAUAUAUUUGUGAUUUUAAUUUAAUUGUUUUUUAUCCCGCUAUUGAGUUGUUGUGUUGGCUGUUUGUGUUUUAGUUUUUUUCAUUUUUACCUGAAAGCCAAAUUUUUUGUUACUGCUUUUUAAAAGAGUAUUGGACUGUGAUUUGAUGCCAGAAAACUUCCAUUUUUCAUAUGCCUAAUAAACUUCUUGUGUGUUCUAUUUAGUCCUUUUCCAAUCUUUUAUGAUGCUCAAUAAGUUGAGAAAAUCAGCUAUUUGUCAAUAUCAGUUUCCGAAUACCAGCUCUCGUGUGUGUAUUUUUUCCUUUCUCUUGAAAAUUUA
Molecule: messenger RNA, 3853 nt
Organism: Parasteatoda tepidariorum (common house spider)
Lineage: Eukaryota; Metazoa; Arthropoda; Arachnida; Araneae; Theridiidae
Product: transcription initiation factor TFIID subunit 4
Biological process (GO): transcription initiation at RNA polymerase II promoter; DNA-templated transcription
Cellular component (GO): transcription factor TFIID complex
Molecular function (GO): protein heterodimerization activity; DNA binding; RNA polymerase II general transcription initiation factor activity
Source: RefSeq, a predicted model, not a curated record